AUGGAGGUGGGCCCGCCUUCCUUGGUGGACGUGACGAGGGCGUUGGUCCAGACGUUGCCGGUCAACGAACGCAUCCACAAAGAGCUCAGGACUAUGGGUGGCAGGCUCGGCGUGCGUGUCGGUGGUGCCGACGACGGCAAGGACGACGUGGACGGUCACGACGAACACCGAGACGAAGAACGCCUCCGCCUGGGCGGCGAGCGCGAAACCGUCGACGGGGACGCCUCCGGCGUGGGGGGCGUUCAAGGAGGAGGAAAGGGCGGUUGUUAUUCUACCUCGGGCCGAGAGGUGGUGGAGGUGGACUGGGCGACGCUGCUGGACGGUUCGCGGGUGCUGGAGCUACUCUAUCGACUCGAGGUGGUGUACACCCUGGUAGAGCCCGAGGGGGACGUCUACGCGCUGCCAGGGGACCGCAUGGAUGCCAGCGAGUGGGUACGCGUCUUUCUCGAGACGGGGGGGAUGCAGCACCUCCUUGGCUUGCUCGGGAGAGACAGGGACGGCGACAACGGCAUCGAUCCGUCUCAGUCCCUCCACAAGGCGUGUCUGGCCGCGCUGCUGAAGCUGAUCGCGCACUUCACCUCUCGGAAGGCCACCCCUUCCGUCGAUGGCGUCAACGGCGGGGCCAAGAGCGCAAAGGAUGUGUUGAGGGAGCUCUACGCUGGUGUGGACCUGCCGAAGCUAGUGCAGCGGAUGCUGGUCGUCAUGCACGAGGUGUCCAGGCCAACGGCAGAGACUGUGCGAGAACACGCAGGCUUUGGCGGCGACGAUUCCAAUGCCAGGUAUGGUCACCACAACGCGCCUUCGGCCCUUGCUGUCGCUGCCGUGGAGGAAGCGGACGGCAAACACCGACCACCACCCCAGGCAGAGGUGGUGCAGCACACCAUGUCCCUGUUGUGCACGCUUACCGAGCUUCAGCCGGAGCUGUCCUCGGUGAUGCUCUCGUCUCCCGGCCUCGGGCCUGCGUUGGAGUUCUCCCUGCUGCACACGCCGGAGAAGUUGGUUCGGAGGGAGGUCUCGACCGGAGUGCUAAGGAUGGCCAUAUCGCUACGAAAGACCUCGAAGGUGGAGCAGUACGAGAGCAGAUGCGACACCUACCUGAACCUCGUGGGCUGGUUGAUCGGACAGUCCAACGCCAUGCCCCCGAAUGAGCAGGCUGACCUCUGCCUUCACCUCGCCGAUCUCAUCUGUGCAAGGCCGGUGGUGGAGCAAUCCGAGGAGGACCAAGACCCCGUCCUGGCGGGAUACAUGACCUUCCUCAAGAAGGCCCUCAAGACCCUCCCGGACUGCCGUAGAGCGGAGGUCAAGGCGACGGCGGGGGCGGACGUCAUCCCGCCGCCGCCGCCGGCAACGGCAGCAGCGCCGACAACCUCGUCAAGAAGAACUUCGGCGACGGCGGCAGCACAAGGCGAAGCCGGUGUCGGUUCGCCGUCGGCGGCGGCGACAAAGGCGGUUGCGGCGGUUACGACCGCGGCCGGACAGCUCGUCGGAGGCAUGUGGGGGGCGGGGAGAGCGGCGAGGGGGGGGAAGCAGGAGGAGAGGGGAGGGACGGUGGCGGGGGGAGGCGGCGGGGGGCGGGGACUGGUUCGGGAGCUGGUGGAGCGGUGCCUGUUCUCGCUCCCUCACGAGAGAGGUAGUAGCACCGUCUCGUCUUCUUCUGGGAGCGGUGUGGAGGGCGGUGGUGUUGGCAUCCUUCGCGGGGGGGGAGCAGGAGAUGGUGGUGCUGCAGUGGAGGACGGUGACGAGUUUGAGGGAAUACCCCUACCCAAGUGCAAGAGCGAUAAGAGCCGGGAGGUGGCCUUCAUCCUCCUCAACGAGCUAGCGACGGGCUGCGCUCCCAACCUCGAUCUCACCGUGGCGCUGGUGGGGCCUCAGCAUUUCCUCGGGCGAAAUAGUGCGGAGGGUCGAAGGAGAAGAAACGACGAGCAGCAGGACAGGUUUCGAGCGUCUGGCGGUAUCCGAGGGACAACGUCGUCGUCACAGUCCGCCGCCGAGGAUAGAGAUCGGGACAUGGACAUGGACAUGGGGGGCAAGUCUAGGGCAAGGGCGGCGUCGUUUGGUCAGCAGCCGCACCACAUCGCCAAGCACAAGAGCAAGACGGGCUUCGUCGGACUCAAGAACAUGGGCUGCAUCUGCUACAUGAACAGCACCCUGCAGCAGCUCUUCAUGGUCCCGGAAUUCCGAGAAGGCGUGCUCGACUUCAGAGAUCACGACCAAACACCGCCGGACGACAGCCUCAUGUGGCAGCUGCAGAACAUGUUCAGCCACCUACAGGAGUCGGAGAAGGCCCACUUCAACCCGGUGGGCCUGGUGCGUUCGCUUCGGGACUGGGAGGGGCAGGCUCUGGACGUGAUGGUGCAGCAAGACGCCUCGGAGUUCAUCACGCAGUUCUUCCAGCAGGUGGAGGGGCAGGUUAUGGGAUCAGCUAGCGAGAACAUCCUGAAGCAGUGCUUCGGCGGAGUGUACAGCAACGAGCUGCUCGCUGAGGGGGGUCUUCUUUACAGCGAGCGUCCAGAACCCUUCUCGUACAUUUCUGUGGAGGUGAAGAACAUGAAGACCCUGGCAGAGGCUCUGGAGGUGUUUACCGCCGAGGAGGUGGUGAGCUUCAAGUGGGACAAGGAAAUCAAUGCCGAGACAGGCGAGCGACAAGCGGUGACGCUAAACACGAAGAAGAGGUGCUCCAUCAAGUCUCUCCCGAACUACCUCCUCAUACACCUCAAGCGGUUCGACUUCGACUUCGACACCAUGCAGCAGACCAAGAUCAACGACCGAUUGGAGUUCCCGAUAGAGCUGAACAUGUACCCCUACACCAAGGAGGGGCGGGCUGCUACCACUACCGCGGCUGGCAAGGAGGGGGGUCACGAGGAGGUUGGGACCAAGGGGGCUGGUGCCGAAGUGGAGAAGGAAGAAGAGCCAGCAAAGCCGGAAGAGUACUACCACUACCACCUCGCCGGAGUCGUGGUGCACAUGGGCACGGCCAACUCCGGGCACUACUACAGCUACAUACGUCCGAGGGACGGCGGCGGCGAGUGGCUGGAGUUCAACGAUACCGUGGUGUCCACCUUCGAUGUUGAGGACAUGGAGGCUGAAUGCUUCGGGGGCGAGGAAAACUCCCAGCAUAGCACUUCCUAUCAGCGCUCCCAUCACGCGCAGCAGGGACAGUACAGCAGCGUUGGCAACGGCUCUGGAUCCUCUUCCUCGCCCUCCUCCGCGUGGAGGCGAGAGAGGACGCGCAACGCCUUCAUGCUGGUCUACGACAGAGUCAUGCCGGAGCAGCAGCAAGGGGAGUCAGCGGCGGGAGAGGGCAGUGGUAGCCGUCGCCGCCGCUGUCGCGGCCGUUCGCCGGGUGCGUCGCCUCGGUCACUGUCGCCGCCGCCGCCGCCGCUGUCUCCUACCGCCGCCGCUGUCUCCGCUUCGCCGGGAGCAGGCGUUGACGGUGACGGUGGGAAGCGUGGGGGGAAGGGCCGGGGGGGGGUGGUGUUGGGUCCGAGGCGGCGGAAGCGGUUCCGAGCGAGGGUCCCCGCGGUGUUCAUGCGCCAGAUUCACUGGGAGAACCUGGAGUUUUGGAGACGCGGCGUUGACGGUGACGGUGGGAAGCGUGGGGGGAGGGGCGGGGGGGGGGUGGUGUUGGGUCCGAGGCGGCGGAAGCGGUUCCGAGCGAGGGUCCCCGCGGUGUUCAUGCGCCAGAUUCACUGGGAGAACCUGGAGUUUUGGAGGAAAAAGAACGUGCUGGACAAGUCGAACUACGCUUUCUUGCAGAAGCUGGUUUUCCAGGCAACCGACGAGGACGGUGUCUCCACCGCCUCGGCCUUGCGGCUAGCGUGCAGAUUUACGCUCGGGACCCUGGUGCAGGCCCAGGAGAGGGAGCUCAUGACCACCUGGGCCGGGAUGGUUCGGCAGCACCUGCCCCUCAGGCCAGAGGCGUGCCGGUGGCUGCUGAAGGAGCUAGGAGGCUCCCCGUCGACCUUGAAGGAGCUCCUGCUGUCGCCGGAAGAGAGCGUCAGGUACGCCGCGACUUCGGUCGCGACAGCGGCGCUGCAGCGGUGUAUGCAGGCGGCAAGCAACGACAGCGGCGGUGAACCUGGGGGCGGGGGAGGGCCGGGAGGUGACGGUGAUGAUGCCUAUACGGCGGCGUACGCUGCAGCUAUCGAGGCGCGGGAUCGCCGGGAGUUUCCGGGGGGGCAGGGGGGCACCGCUGAAGAGUUUGUCGCUUUGGGGGGGGGGGAAGGGGUCCCCUCCGCGGAGGCAGCGGGGGACAACGACGCUUUCCUGGCGCAGAAGACGGGACUCCUGUCUCUGUGGGGAGGGAGGCAGGAAGCGAUGGCCUCUUCGCAUCGCGUCGGCAAGGGCCAGAUUGGAUCAUCUCAUCGGGAGAGCGAAAAGGCGGCGGCGGCGGCGGCGGCUGUGGUGGUGUUCGUGGACGCGUGCCUCGGUCUCCUCUCGGUUGCACCGAGCAUCAACCAACUGGAUUGGGCGCGGAGCGAGCAACUCCUGUCCAUCCUCGCCGUUACCGCCGAAGCGGGACCUUCGGAGCGAUCCCACCUCCUACAAACGGGAGCCCUGGGUGCCCUCAUGUCCAUGUUCCUGGGUGACGACUCCCCCUACCCGGAGCUCGUGCGAUCGCCGUGCCCCAGGCCGAGGCUUGUUCCGAGCGGGGACGGGCAGGUUUCAUCCCCUGCCUCGCCGCGACGGCCUUACCGUUGUCCGUGCCCUCCUGCGGCAGAGGGGGCCGACGGUGGGGAGGGGAGGGGGUUGCGUGGUGUAGGGGGGGGCAGGGCGGGCGGUCGCAACGGUGCGAAGGAGUACUAUGACGCGACCAAGGACUUCGGCGAGGAUCAGGAUCUGUCGGCGCUUCUAAAGGCAAUAUCUCCCCUCGUCCUCGCCUCCGAGCUGGCCUGGGGGGAAAGCGCCAGCAGCGACACCGGCACAGCCGGCGGAACGGCCGCCCCCGCCGUCUGCUUCUCUCCGGUGGCGCUGCGGCCGCUCUCGAGGAUGAGCGAAGAGGAGAAGCAGAUGCUCACUUCUCCAGCUUUCUUGAUGCGCCUCAUCAUGCUUCUGAGAGAACCAAAGCAGAAGGAUCAGCUCAUUCCACUUUUGCAACACCUCUGUUGGCGAAACCAGGACAGGAAGAAGCCUCGACGUACGUGCGUUUCUCGAGCAAGUGCUAUCAAGGUCGAGAACGAGGAACCUCGUGCCCUUCCGACCAGUGAUUCUUUUUCAGGCGAUCCCGACCCAACCGCGUGUCCGUUGCUCCCUCAUCGUCUGACGAUGCACGUUUCAUCUUCUGCGCCGCAGCUCGUUACGAAGGUGGUCAUCAUCAACAUCUGCCAACGCAUCGAGAUUCUCCGCGACGUGGAUGCGCACCUGUCCAAGCCGGGAUUCAGGGCUCUCAUGAUUAUCUUGUCAGAGGUGCCGGACGGGCUGCAGCAGUGGCGACUUGACCUGGCCGUCUCCCGCGUCCUAGAAAUCAUGGAGGAGCACACGACCCUGACAGUGGUGACGGAACAGAUGGAGUCGUGGUUGAACCAGGCGAUGCUCGCCAAGCAGAAACACGGCGCCAACGCGGGUUCCCGGUACUACGGGGCUAGGAUGAACGGCCCUCCGACUAGCGUGUCGGAAGACAAGGUGGGUGUUCACUGGCGUGAGAAGUGGCGCAGGCUUUCGAUGUUCCAUCAUUCGUGAAGCAUCGUAGGAACAAGUUGACCAGAGGUUGAGGAGGAGCACUCGAAGGAGGAAGACGGGUGUCUCCUCCUCUGCGGUCUCUCCCCUUGUACGGACGGGCGCUCUAGAGUCGGUUGACCAAUGAAAACACGCCGGUCUUGACGGGACCAAUGGGUUGAAGUGCGUUUUUCAUAGACCACGCCUGCCGACGAACCAUUGGAAAACCAUGUUUGUAGCUGAAGCACGAAGGUGCUUCUAACUGUACGGUAGUCGUGGCCCCGUAGAUGGCGGAUGGGGGGGGAAGGUCCAUUCCCCGGACUGCAGAGUCGAUACACGAGUGCUGGACAUUUUGCGGGGUGUGUGUCCCGCUCGCUAUGGUACAAGUGCCGGCAAGAAUAUCUUCAAUUGACGAGACCCGCCUCGCGUACUUGAAAGCGCGGCCUUGCUCUUUUGCUGCAAUCGGUUGCAUUGUCUCACGUCUCCCACGCUCUCGCGCAUGCCAUGACUCACGUCGUAAGCGCAAGUCGUGCUUGUAACUU
Messenger RNA from Ectocarpus sp. CCAP 1310/34, 6197 nucleotides. The record is from the annotation of a GenBank genome assembly. Lineage: Eukaryota; Phaeophyceae; Ectocarpales; Ectocarpaceae.